Messenger RNA from Myxocyprinus asiaticus (Chinese sucker), 4401 nucleotides. It is a transcript of the gene add1, whose product is annotated as adducin 1 (alpha). Gene Ontology annotation, molecular function: actin filament binding. Gene Ontology annotation, cellular component: adherens junction; postsynaptic density; cytoskeleton. Bases 194 to 2803 code for a protein of 869 amino acids. NCBI's taxonomy places the organism in Eukaryota, Metazoa, Chordata, Actinopteri, Cypriniformes, Catostomidae. The transcript has 18 exons. Gene Ontology annotation, biological process: positive regulation of establishment of endothelial barrier; positive regulation of adherens junction organization; barbed-end actin filament capping. The record is from RefSeq and is a predicted model, not a curated record.
UCAGAAGGCUCUUCGCCUCAGCGAGUCCGGAGCGCCGCGCCCCAGUGUGAGACGCGUACGGAGAGAAACAGACGGUUGCAGAAAGAAACAGUGAAAACAAACCCGUUACCGGAGAAAAGCUACAAGUUCUCCGCCUGUCCCUCGAGUCGCUGUCCAUUCCUGCAGCACAUUUAGACCCAGAUAAGCGUGUGCAAUGAACGGAGACUCAGGUGCAGGGGUGGUGACAGCACCCCCGCCCACCAACCCCCCUCACAAGGAGCGUUAUUUCGACCGUGUGGACGAGAGCAGCCCAGAGUACCAACGAGAGAGGAACAUGGCUCCAGACCUCCGACAGGACUUUAACAUGAUGGAGCAGAAGAAGAGAGUCUCCAUGAUUCUACAGAGUCCAGCAUUCUGUGAUGAGCUGGAGUCUCUGAUUCAGGAUCAGAUGAAAAAGGGUAAAAACCCCACUAGUCUGCUCGCCCUGCAGCAGAUCGCUGACUUCAUGACUACCAGUGUCCCCACCAUGUACCCUGCCGCACCACAGGGAGGCAUGGCAGCCCUCAACAUGAGUUUGGGGAUGGUGACUCCAGUGAAUGACCUCAGAGGUUCAGACUCCAUCGCCUACGAGAAGGGAGAGAAGCUGCUGCGCUGUAAACUUGCCGCGUUUUACCGUCUCGCUGACCUUUUCGGCUGGUCUCAACUCAUUUACAACCACCUGACUGUCAGGCUGAACUCUGAACAAGAACGCUUUCUGAUUGUACCUUUUGGGCUUCUGUUCAGUGAAGUCACCGCCUCUAGUCUGGUGAAGAUUAACCUUCAGGGGGAGAUUGUAGACCGAGGCAGCACUAAUCUGGGCGUGAAUCAGGCCGGCUUCACCCUUCACUCUUCCAUCUACGCUGCCCGCCCUGACAUCAAGUGCAUUGUGCACAUUCACACGCCCGCUGGCGCAGCGGUGUCUGCGAUGAAGUGUGGUCUGCUGCCCAUCUCUCCUGAGGCUCUGGCACUGGGGGAGGUGGCAUACCACGAUUACCACGGUAUCUUUGUGGACGAGGAGGAGAACAUCCUCAUACAGAAGAACCUGGGUCCCAAAAGCAAGGUGCUGAUUCUGCGGAAUCACGGUCUGGUGUCUGUUGGAGAGACAGUCGAAGAAGCUUUUUACUACAUUCACAAUCUGGUCACAGCCUGUGAGAUUCAGGUGCGCACUCUCGCCAGCUCCGGCGGACCUGACAACCUGGUGAUGUUGGACCCGGGGAAGUAUAAAUCUCGCCCACAUCACCUUGAGCCAGCUGGAGACGGGUCGAGCCCGCACCCAAAGUGGCAGAUUGGGGAGCAGGAGUUUGAGGCCUUGAUGAGGAUGCUGGAUAAUCUGGGCUACAGGACUGGUUAUCCAUAUCGUUGUCCGGCGCUGCGUGAUAAAGCUAAAAAGUACAGUGAUGUUGAGAUCCCCCCAUCAGCCACGGGCUACUCGUACACUGAGGACAGUGACUCGGGUGCGCGCUCCCCGUUAAAGCACAGCUUUCAGCGGCAACAGCGGGACAAGACCCGCUGGCUAGCCUCCGGGCGGCCCGACGAAUCGGCAGAGGAGGGGCAGGAUGGCAGCGGUAGCCCCAAGGCGAAGACUAAGGUGUGGACGAACAUAACACACGAUCACGUGAAACCCUUGCUGCAGUCUCUCUCGUCCGGUGUCUGCGUGCCAAGCUGUAUUACCAACUGCUUGUGGACAAAGGAGGACAGUCUCCGACAAGGUGCUGUGGCCAAUCAGUUUGUCCCGAUGAACACCAACCCCAAAGAGGUCCAAGAGAUGCGCAACAAGAUCCGUGAGCAAAAUCUGCACGACAAAAAGACAGCAGGUCCACAGUCACAGGUGCUCACAGGUGCCGUGGUGGACCGUUCUUAUGUGCAGAGAGUGACUAUAUGGCACGAUGCUCCUCUCUCUGACUGUACGGACUCAAUUGAUGGCAUUGACCCUUCAGAGAGCUUUAGUCCUGCUAGGUCUAUUCGAAAGGGGGAGCUAGUGACCGCAUCUAAAGCCAUUAUUGAGAAGGAGUACCAGCCACGUGUCAUUGUCAGUAAAACUGGACCAAACCCCUUCAACAAGCUCACAGAUCAGGAACUGGAGGAGUACCGAAGGGAAGUGGAGCUCAAGCAGAAAGGCACGGAAGCACAGGUUGAAGAGUCGGUCAACACUCAACUCUCAGGCCCUGAGGAAGUCCAGACCCCCUCAGACGUCAAACAGGAGAACGAGGAGACUCAGGCCACCAUGGCUCCACCGCCCUCCAUAAUCCCCAGUCGUGACACCGAAUCCGGGUCUGUGUCGGGUCAAGCUAGUCCAUCAGAUCCUCCCGAGUCCCCUCAUAAGGAGUUCCACUGUGCGGUGCUGAAAGCUCUGGGCUGUGACACGGAGCUGACCGCACUUGAACCCGGACAAGAUAUCCUGGCCGCAGGUCAGACAGAGGAGAUUGAAGAGGGCAAAGUCCCCAGUGCCACCUGCACUCCCCCCAGCUCACCUGUGCGUGUAGAGGAAGAGGCACAACAGGAUCAGACGUUCAAAGACGAGAGUGACGCCGCCACUUUAAGACAGACCCUCCCCGAUCUGACCCCCGACGAAGCCUCUGAAGUCUUCACCCUCCCUGCAGAAGAGCCCACCCCCGGAGAGACAGACUCCACCCCUCAGGCAGAGGGGGAGGGGCCUGUUGCCGGUGACGAUGCAGCGGGAGAUCAUGGCAGUGAUGAAUCGCCCAACAAAUCGCCCUCAAAGAAGAAGAAAAAGUUUCGCACCCCAUCGUUCCUAAAGAAAAACAAAAAGAAGAGUGAAAGCUAGAGAGGAAGAGUGCUCAGGUGUUUGGCAAUACCCUUCUUUGAAUCUUUUUUUUUUUUUUAUUGUGUUUGUUCACAUUUAGUGUGUCUUUGUUUUUAUGAAAGGGUCAGAUUGUUUUUAUUCUUUUAACAGUUCUUUAUUAAUGCUGGCUGACUAGUAAAGUGCUCUUUGCGGCAACGUGCGGCUUGUAAGGCAUGAGCUCACACUCUGAUGUCAUCAUUAUCUUUCCUGUUUUUUUAUAAAGAAAAACAUGAAAUAUCUGAACAUGAAUAACCACUAUAAUGUAUUGGGAAUGUAUCAAAUGUUAUUUUAAGGAAAAAAAAUGAAUUAAUAGAGUUAAAGUUCCUCCUGGUGUUAAAUUAAGAUUGUAACACCGCUGCAUGCUUCAGAUUUAUCAAAUCAUGUCUAUAAACAUUUAAAAAUGGAUGACCCAGAGUGUAACAGCCCAUGUAUUAAUAAAAUACAAAGAGUCACAACAGAUCUCACCUGACCAGGUUCACAAGAGUGCAAAAGACAUAUUUACGAUAUUUGACAUUGAAUGAAUAUUGAAAUAGACUUGUAGUGCUAAGAGAAGAAUCUCUCAAAACUUGACAAGAACAUGUCCAAGUCAUAUUAUACCCCAAAAUAAAAAAAAUAGAUUUUUAUUUUACUUAAAUGGUAGAAAAUUAUGAUAUUAUUUUUUUCAUUGUGAUUUUAAUUUUCAUAACAUUUAAACACAUUUCCCCCCAAAUUCCCAUUACUGUAAUGAAAAGGAAAUUAUGUGUGUGUAUAUAUAUUAUAUAUAUACAAGUUAUUAUUGAAAGUAUUUAUACAUAAUGGUAGUAUUUGUUGUACUGCCUUUAAAAAAAAAAAAAAAAAAUGUAUUUCAGUAAUGAGAAUCAUCACUGAAAAUAAUGGGAAUUAAAAAACAAAACAAAAAAAACACAAAAUCCAGAUGAUGUUUGGUAAUGAGAAUUUGCUUGGAGAAUGUGCUUAAUUGUCAUGAAAAUAAUGUCACAAUGCAAAAAAUCCUUCUGGUCUAAAUCAUCUUCAGUAUCUUAAUGCAAAAUAGUUUUUCUUAUUUUUUUUUUUUUUUUGGUUUCCUUUUGACUUUGGGGUGAAAUGUGACCUGGACAUAUUUUUGUGGAAUUCUCCCCAAAAAUAUCAGUUUCUGUAGAUUUAUAUGUUUGCAUAUGACGUUUGCUAUAUACCACAAAACAUUCUUUUUAAAGGUUGUUUUAAAACUAUAUGUGAGUUUAAUCCUGCAGUAAUAUGAAUUAAAUGUUUGCUUUUAUAUGUGUAUUUUAGUUUAUUUUUUAGCUGUAAACUGUCAUUUAGUUUAUUCUUUCAAAACAAUGUCAAGUAACUUAACAACACUGUUGUAACAACUUUAAAUUGUAUUUCUGACACUAUUAAACAUCCUGUGUAGAAUGACAGACAAACCACUUGCUCUGUAAUCCAGGUUUCAUUCAGCUACUGAUGAAAUUCAUUGAAUCAUUCUGAAUGACCACAUGUAUCACAUUCAGAUGGACGUUUAAAUAGUGUUUCUAUAAGUGAAUCUCAUGUAGAAGUGUCUGACUCAUGUUUUACCCCAAAAUAAAUAUAUUUAGCAUUUAAUUAAA